AUGGGCACGCCUCCAGCAAUCCCUAGAAAGAAGGUUACCGUCGCUACACUGCGCAACCUUCACAAGAAGCGUGAGCCCAUCACAGUCAUGACGGCGCAUGACUUCCCCAGCGCCCACGUUGCAGACCAUGCUGGCAUGGAGAUCAUUCUCGUCGGUGACAGCCUUGCCAUGGUUGCCCUUGGCAUGGAAGAUACCAGCGAGGUUCUGGUUGAAGAGAUGUUACUGCAUUGUCGUUCUGUCGCAAGAGCCACCAAGUCCGCUUUUACCGUUGGCGAUUUGCCCAUGGGCAGUUAUGAAAUUGCCCCUGAACAGGCUCUGGAGACUGCCAUCCGCUUCAUCAAGGAAGGCAGAGUCCAGGGUGUCAAACUCGAGGGUGGAAAGGAGAUGGCCCCUACCAUUCGGAAGAUCACCACUGCUGGCAUUCCCGUACUUGCUCAUGUUGGUUUGACACCACAGCGCCAAAACGCCCUCGGGGGGUUCAGAGUCCAGGGCAAGACUUCGGAUGGCGCCAUGAAGGUGCUCGAAGACGCACUUGCCGUGCAAGAAGCUGGCGCAUUCGCAGUUGUCCUCGAAGCUGUUCCUGCAGAGGUUGCUGCGCUCGUCACAGAGAAGCUGGUCAUCCCAACAAUCGGCAUCGGUGCCGGCAACGGCUGCUCUGGACAAGUCUUGGUGCAGGUCGACAUGACAGGCAACUUCCCUCCCGGCCGUUUCUUGCCCAAGUUUGUCAAGAAGUAUGGCGAUGUUUGGGGCGAGAGUCUGAAGGCCAUCGAAGCCUACCGAGACGACGUGAAGAGCAGACAAUACCCUGGCCCUGAACAUACUUAUCCAAUCUCCAAGGAAGAGCUUGAGGCGUUUUCCAGUACGCUAGAGAAGUUGUAG
This is a messenger RNA of Colletotrichum siamense, 879 nucleotides long. It is a transcript of the gene panB, whose product is annotated as 3-methyl-2-oxobutanoate hydroxymethyltransferase. The record is from RefSeq and is a predicted model, not a curated record. Lineage: Eukaryota; Fungi; Ascomycota; Sordariomycetes; Glomerellales; Glomerellaceae. Gene Ontology annotation, molecular function: magnesium ion binding; 3-methyl-2-oxobutanoate hydroxymethyltransferase activity. The coding region runs from base 1 to 879 and encodes 292 amino acids. The transcript has 2 exons. Gene Ontology annotation, biological process: pantothenate biosynthetic process. Gene Ontology annotation, cellular component: mitochondrion.